Molecule: messenger RNA, 1710 nt
Organism: Cladophialophora psammophila CBS 110553
Lineage: Eukaryota; Fungi; Ascomycota; Eurotiomycetes; Chaetothyriales; Herpotrichiellaceae
Product: choline-sulfatase
Exons: 3
Coding region: 1-1710 (569 amino acids)
Molecular function (GO): sulfuric ester hydrolase activity
Source: RefSeq, a predicted model, not a curated record
AUGGGCUCCUUCAAUCCUUUCCCUCAGUCGCCCCCCGUGUCGCCGCCCAAUGGAUUCCAGGGUGUCGAGGGCUUUUCGACUCCGCUGUUCCCGACCAGGCCGAGCAUUCUCUUCAUCAUGGCCGACCAGCUUGCUGCCCCUCUAUUGAAGAUGCACAACCCCAAGUCGCAGAUCAAGACCCCCAAUCUCGACAAGUUGGCGGAACGCUCUGUCGUGUUUGAUUCUGCCUAUUGCAAUUCUCCACUUUGUGCCCCGUCUCGAAUGUGUUUGAUCAGUGGUCAGCUGCCGUCAAAAAUCGCGUCGUACGACAACGCUUGCUCCAUCCCGUCCGAGACACCGACAUACGCCCAUUACCUGCGAGCUGCCGGCUACGAGACCACUUUGGCUGGCAAGAUGCAUUUCAUUGGGGAUCAGCUCCACGGUUACGAGAACCGAUUGACCUCGGACAUUUACCCCGGUGACUUUGGCUGGGCUGUGAACUGGGACGACCCAGGCCGGAGGCUCGAGUGGUACCACAACAGCAGCUCCAUCUUGCAAGCCGGACCGUGUGUAAGGACUAAUCAGCUUGACUACGACGAGGAGGUCUUGUACAGGUCGAAGCAAUAUCUCUACGACCAUGCAAGGGCACCCGCUGGGAAACGGCCAUUCGCGCUCACUGUCUCUUUCACCCAUCCUCAUGAUCCGUACGCCAUUGAGGAAAAGUAUUGGGACAUGUAUGAGGGUGUUGAUAUCGACCUGCCGAAUGUGAGCAUCAGAGAAGAAGACCAAGACCCUCACAGCAGACGCCUGAUGCAUGUUUGCGAGAUCGAGGGCCACAAUUUCACCAACGAGCAGAUCAAACGCGCUCGCCGAGCGUAUUACGGCGCGGUGAGCUACGUCGAUGACUGCAUUGGCCAGUUACUUGAUGUCCUGAAGAAGUGUGGCAUGGAGGACAAUACCAUUGUCAUGUUUUCCGGCGACCACGGAGAUAUGUUGGGCGAGCGAAAUCUCUGGUACAAGAUGUCGUACUUCGAAAACUCCGUCCGCGUGCCCAUGCUCAUCAGCCACCCGAAACAAUUCCAUCCUCACCGUGUCUCUCAGAAUGUCUCGACUCUGGAUCUCAUGCCGACCCUCGUGGACUUGAUUGGAUCAAAGUUAGCACCUGGAUUGCCGAUGGACGGUCUGUCCUUGUUACCUCACCUCUAUGGCGGUGACGGUGGCCAUGAUACCGUCUUUGCUGAGUAUAUGGGAGAGGGAACCGUAGCUCCCCUCAUGAUGAUCCGCAGAGGCGACUGGAAAUACAUCACAUGUCCAGCUGAUCCCCCCCAGUUGUUCAACUUGCGAAAUGAUCCGCUUGAGCUUACCAACCUUGCCAUCCGCCAAGAUCCAGAAACGCUGGCCGUCCUCAAGGCUUUCGAGAAAGAAGCAAAUGAAAAGUGGGACUUCAAGAAGAUCACCGACGAUGUCUUGAGGUGUCAGCGCCAACGUCGACUUGUAUGGUCUGCCUUAACCCAAGGGCGCUUUGAAAGCUGGGACUGGAACCCCAUCGACGACGGUCGCGUCAAGUACAUUCGUUCUCAAACUCCCCUGGACGAACUCGAACGGCGAGCGCGAUAUCCCAUGCACACAAACGUGCCUGCCCAAAUCGCUGUCAACAAGAAGGCCGAGGUGGCUUGCCUUCAGCCGAAAAGACUAACCGAAAUUGCGGGCGAAGUUGCCCACAAUCGCUGA